Fusarium oxysporum Fo47 is the source of this 2739-nucleotide messenger RNA. RefSeq lists its product as uncharacterized. The coding region runs from base 1 to 2739 and encodes 912 amino acids. The record is from RefSeq and is a predicted model, not a curated record. Lineage: Eukaryota; Fungi; Ascomycota; Sordariomycetes; Hypocreales; Nectriaceae. The transcript has a single exon.
AUGUUACGAAUCGCUAGCAGGCACUUGUCAGUCGAAGCGUGGCCGUCCUUCCUCCAGGAGAAACAUGUCAAAAUAUCCAUGCCAAAGGAAUUAUUUGUCGGCGCGUACGAGAAGGCGUAUCUGAGCCUUGCCGGUGUCACCAUGGAUGACCUCACUUUCCGGAUCCCCGAGGGUGGUAAAGCCGGCGUGGUUUCAGAGUGCAGAGACGCUGAAUUUGAUCCCAAAAACCCAGAUAUCAUGGUUUGCGUCGGAUAUGAACCCGGAAAGUACCAGCUGGAGGUGGUUCACCGCGCUACGGACAUCGUCCUGGGCGCGCAUACAUUCUUUGUCUCAACGACGUGGGGUGAUCGCAGGCUCGGGCCUGGAAUCUCGUUCGCAGGCAUCACGGAAGAGUACAUUUCUGGACAGACUUUCGGAGGCGGCUCAACUGGUCCUGAAAACUUCAAUGUCAUCCCGGCUCGCGGCACACGACAAAUAGCAAUCCUGUUUGUGGACUUCCCCGACGGGCUGUAUCCUGCCGACGCAGCAGGCAUGCAAGAGAUUGAAGACCGCUGGAUGAACGAGAUCAUCAACGGCGUCACCUUUCAGGGCAGGGCCGGCGUAAGCACUCGCGCUUACUACAGGGAAGUCUCGUACGGAGUAUUCGACAUCGCGGCUCAGGCUUUCGGCCCCUUUCACCUCGCGGAUAAUUGGGACCACUUCUACGACACGUCGAACGGGUGGCCGCAGACACAGGUUCUUGCACAAGCAGCCGUCACAGCCGCACAGAAUGUGGUCGACUUCAGAAACUUCCAGUCGGUUCUUAUCAUUUCGCAAACAGCCAACGGCCAGUUUGCGUGGCCUGUUGGAUACGGCGGCACGUAUUCCACUCAGAAUGGUAACGUGAACCUAGCCAUUAUGUCCAUGUGCCACGAAUGGGGUGCCGGCCAGAGGCCCGAUCGCAAUGUGCAUGCCACCGUUGCUCACGAGCUUGGGCACAACCUCGGGCUUGGCGACCAAUACACGCCAGAUACCGGUAGAAACACGGGAUCUUGGGAGCUGAUGAACUGGGAGGACAACCUUCCGCACUUCACAGCCUUCCAUCGACUGACCCUUGGCUGGGUCCCAAGCACGGAUUGGGUAAAGUGCUAUAACUUCCUCCUCGAUGGUGGAGUCCCUGUCAACGAAACCGUGACCCUGGUUCCCUUUGAGCUUGGUGCUCCUGCUGCUGGUAGAUUCGCGCUGAUCGAGAUUCGAAUUGCCCCUGGCUGGAACUACUACAUCGAAUACAGAAUCGGACAAUCGACUCAGGUCGGCGACCGUGUCCUUGACACAAACAAUGCCAUCUUUGUGACAGACACUGAUUCAACACCCGGCGAUGCUCCAAUCGCUCGACCGAAUAUCAUCCGGGUUCCAAACGACCCAGAUGGCGAUGGCAGCGUCCUUAUUAACGGCAGAGACUAUCGGGAGACAGACCAAACGGAUCCCACUUUUCCAACGGACUUCCGCAUUAGCGUUUCAGGGAUCGAUGGCACGAAAGCGGACAUCAAGAUCGAGUACGGCGUCAGCAGCCGCCCUGACCCGCUCAUCCGCCCCUGGCCGGCCGGGCCUGGGCGCCAGUGGCAGAGUCCAGACAUCGAGGUUCGCAACGUGAGGAACCUGGCGGACCCAGCCUGGUUCAACGUGCCCUGGUCUGGACACGACAACACGGUGGUCGCCAAGAUCACCAACAACGGCGACCUGGCGGCGAUCGGCGUCGUGGCCAGAUUCACCGUCAAGAACAUGAAUGUCGGUGGAGCGCAGGAAGUUCCCCUCGGCAGCGGCACCGAUAUGCAUGAUAUUCCCCCUGGAGGCGUCGUCGAGUUUACUGCGCCGUGGACGCUUCCGGACGGCGGUCACUUCUGCGUCACCGUCAGGAUCGAUCCCUAUAUCGUCCCUGGGACAGCUCCGCCCGUGUUGGAGAGAUCUGUGUACAAUAACUGGGCUCAGUCAAACUAUGACCGGUUCAUUUCGGCAUCGUCAUCACCGGCGACCAGAGAAAUCACAUUCCUGGAGGUGCGAAAUCCGUUCGAGGAGAGGACUCAAGUCAUGGUCCAAGCCAGCCAGACGAACCCUCUAUAUCGGACCUAUGUCGAGCACACAACGGCGUGGCUGGAGCCCUGGGAGUCUGUCAACAUCAAGGUCAUGCACGAGUUCGACCCGGCCAAUCUCCUCAAGUGCCCCGUUUCCCUUGGAAAAGGAAAUGGCUCCAUCAUUCCCGCACAUGGAGACCCCUCGAAAAGUAAUGAAGUCGGCCGGGUUACUGAGAAAUACAGUCGAGUACCAAACCGUGCUUCAUUUGUGGGCUACAUUAUCGAUCCCAGAAAUAAGAAAGAGAGACCAAUCGGCAUAAAUCUCUUCAGCGGCGUGCAACAUGAGGUCGUUACAGGGCGCAAGACCAAGUUCGAGAGUUUUUAUGUCAAUCAGGAAAGAGGACAGCCAAGUCGCUUUUACGGAAGAGUGGUUGAAGAUACGGCUACCCAACCCCAAUGUGUUGCGGGGGGUAAUGUGAUCGUAGAGUUCAUGAAAGAAGAGGGAGCCGACAUCCGGGCGAGAUCAUACGCAACCGUCAAAGUCGACUGGGAGGGUAGGUUUGUAGCACAGUACAAGGAGGACGAGUCGAGGAUCAAGGCUGAGUCCGCAAGGGCUUACUAUGUGCCAACAUCCGGAUAUGGUGACUGCUGGAGUGAGAAGCUGACUUCCAAGGAGGGUUCUUGGUAG